Balaenoptera acutorostrata (minke whale) is the source of this 1043-nucleotide messenger RNA. It is a transcript of the gene LY6D, whose product is annotated as lymphocyte antigen 6 family member D. Bases 1 to 477 code for a protein of 158 amino acids. Gene Ontology annotation, cellular component: cell surface. The transcript is spliced from 3 exons. Lineage: Eukaryota; Metazoa; Chordata; Mammalia; Artiodactyla; Balaenopteridae. Gene Ontology annotation, biological process: lymphocyte differentiation. The record is from RefSeq and is a predicted model, not a curated record.
AUGGCCAACCUGACAGCCUCCGGGACCCCAACGCAGCCUCAGGUCCUCACCGUGGGCUGCCCACCAGGAGACAGCCCCCAGGGUGGGGACUGCAGCCAGGUCUCCCUGGGGUCUGCUGAAACCCCUACACCCUCGCCCCCAGCCCAGGCUCUCCGCUGUCACAUAUGCACAAGCUCCACCAACUGUAAGGAACCUCAGACCUGCUCAGUCAACUCAAAAUUCUGCAGGACCGUGACCAAGGUGGAGCCCCUAUCUGGGAACCUGGUGGUGAAGGACUGCGCGGAGUCGUGCACGCCCACGCACAACCUGCAGGGCCAAGUCAGCAGGGGGUCCUCGUCCACCCUGUGCUGCCAGAGCGACCUGUGCAACGAGAAUCUGGAGAGCGCUGCGCCCGCCCGCGCCCUGCUCACCAGCGCCCCCCUCGGCCUGGCGCUGGCCCUGGGCCUCCUCGCCCUCACCUGGGCCCCCAGCCUGUGACCCUCGGGACCGGGGCCCCGCCCCCUCCUCUCCCUGGCCAGGAUGGGGGCUCCCCUGGAAGGUCUAGGGCAGGGCGGCGGUGCGGCACGAAGAGCUGCUGGCUUGGAGCCGCGCCUCCCCCAGCACAAGAGGACGUCCCUCCCUGAGCAGCGGGGGGAGGAGGGGGAACAGGAGGCAUUCGGCUCCCUUCAGGCUUCAUAUUCAUUCUGUUUGGUUUCCGUUUAUUUUUCUAACCAAAGCCCUGCACAGGAAUAAAUGGCUGCAAACCAGUGUGGUCGUGUCUGUGCUGGUUCCGGGAGUAGAGGGGGCGGGGAGGAGCCAUCCACACACACAGGCCCCCAAGUCCCCGGGUUUGUCACCCAGGGCCAGUCUUGGCAGCGUGCAUGAUGCCUGGAGGGCCACCGUCACCCUUCACCCCUGGAGGGGACACGACCCUCCCCAGGCACCUCCUCUGCAGCCCCAGACAAGGAGGGCCCUCCUGGGGGAGGCCUGAGCGGGCGCGCCGGCAGAAGCGUGUCAGUGGAGCAGUGAUGGCGAGGCCAUAGCUCCUCACCAGGCAGCCACCA